Syzygium oleosum is the source of this 2667-nucleotide messenger RNA. RefSeq names its product receptor like protein 22-like. Lineage: Eukaryota; Viridiplantae; Streptophyta; Magnoliopsida; Myrtales; Myrtaceae. The transcript has a single exon. The coding region runs from base 1 to 2667 and encodes 888 amino acids. The record is from RefSeq and is a predicted model, not a curated record. Gene Ontology annotation, molecular function: protein binding.
AUGCUCUCCUGGAAUGCUGACUCGGAUUGUUGCUUGUGGGACGGAGUCACAUGCGAUCCAAUGACCGGUCAUGUGACUCGCCUUGACCUCGGCUGCUUCCCCCCGAACCCGACCUGCUACUCUUCCGCAGGGUCUUCAAACGGCACUGAGCCAUCUACUUUUGGUCUACUCAAUCUUCCUUCACCCCAGGAAGCUGAAAGACCAUCAGGGUCAAACAAGCUGCGUCAAAAUCUGACCAUGUUAAGAGUCCUUAUUCUUGACGGGUUAAACAUGUCUGGCAUUGAUGUGACUCGCUUAAGUAAUCUGCCUCCAUCUCUGGAAGUCCUCAACCUCUGUUCGUGUAAAUUGCACGGCACUUUAGCAGCAAACGUUUACUAUUUGCCAAAGUUAAUAUGCCUCAAUUUAUCCGGCAACAAGGAGCUUUUGGGUUACUUACCUGAAUCAACUUGGAACAACUCUUUGAAGGUUCUGGACUUGUCCUCCACAGGCUUCAAUGGAGUAUUACCAGAGUCCAUCGGUAAUCUGCAUUCUCUGCAGAUACUGUGGCUGAACCGGUGUAGCUUCACGGGUUCUAUUCCAUCAUCACUUGGUAACCUAACACGGCUCACCCAUCUGGAACUUUCAUAUAAUGAGUUUAGUGGGCAGGUUCCUCCAACUUUGUCAAACCUUGAUCAGCUCAGUUUGCUUGAUCUUUCCUCGAACAAUUUCAUAGGUCCAAUACCUGAUGUCUUUGACAAUAAGACACGACUUCUUCUUCUGGAUUUCUCACAUAAUCUCUUCAAGGGUCCUAUUCCUCCAAGCAUAAAGAAUCUUUCAAAUCUUGCUCGACUUGACAUUUCCAACAACCUCAUUGGUGGGUUUAUACCGUCGUCACUGUUCUCUCUUCCGUCCUUGAAAAGCCUAGACCUCAGUAACAAUGAGCUCAGUGGUCACAUCGGCGAGUUCCUUGCUGCACCUGCAUUAGACCAUGUUGACCUGAGUGGUAAUCAGUUGUGUGGUUCAGUCCCGAGCUCAAUUUUUCAGCUUAGGAACCUCACUUUUCUGAGCAUCUCAGCAAAUAACCUGACUGGUGUUUUAGACCUACAAUUGCUCUCAAGACUCGAAAGUCUAACAAAUCUCGAUCUUUCAGACAACAUUUUGUCACUGAGCAAUAGCGAAAACACCGAGCAUGUCCUGCCGAGCCUCUUGUCCGUCAGUCUUUCCGGGUGCCAAGUUACGGAAAUGCCCGCAUUCUUGAGAAAUUCAACCAGUAUAGAAUGGAUAGAUCUGUCUGGAAACAGAAUCCGCAGCGAUAUUCCAUCAUGGAUGUGGGAUAUUGGGGCCAUGUCAUUGUCUUAUCUCAAUCUUUCCCACAACUUUCUCACUAGCUUUGAACAAGUUCCAUGGAGAAAUCUUAUAAUUCUCGACCUGCAUUCGAAUUUAAUCCAAGGGCCGGUUCUGCCUCCAUCAUUCCCAAACUCGAUUCUCAUCUUCUCGCUAGCCAGCAAUCAAUUGACUGGCUAUAUACCUGGUUCUAUUUGUGAAAUGAAGGGCCUCCAAGUUCUUGACCUCUCGCAUAAUAAUUUCAUAGGCAUGAUCCCGCAAUGUCUAGGGAACGUCAGUGACGGCCUCUUAGUGUUGGAUCUGCAAGAGAAUAGACUCUCCGGCACAAUUUCAUUGACGUUCACCGAAAAUGCAGCCCUGACAAGUCUUCACCUCAAUCGAAAUCAAUUUGAAGGCCCGUUGCCGCACUCUCUAUCCAAUUGCAAGCAACUUGAAGUGCUGGAUCUUGGCGGUAACAAGUUGAACGACACUUUCCCGAAAUGGUUGGAUAUACUUCCUAGACUGAGGGUUUUGAUCUUGCGAUCAAACAGACUUCAUGGCUCCAUAGGAAACCCAGGAACAGAAUUUCCCUUUCCGCAGUUGCGCAUUCUUGACCUUUCCUCCAAUGAGUUCACCGGUCCUCUGCCGAGCGCCUACUUUGGAAACCUAAAAGCGAUGAUGUUGACUGACCAGGAUGGACAGGAGUUGCAGUACAUGGACCAAGGUUACUACCAAGACUCCAUGAUUGCAACAAUGAAAGGACGGGACAUGCCAGCUGUUAGAAUCCUAGCAAUCUUGACGACCAUCGAUCUAUCAAGCAACAAGUUCCAGGGAAUAAUUCCUGAUGCAAUAGGAGGGUUAAGAUUACUCAAGGGGCUUAACCUCUCUCAUAACAAUCUUCAAGGCCACAUCCCUUUGCCUCUCGGGAACCUUUCUGAGCUUGAAUGGUUGGAUCUCUCUUCGAAUGAGCUUAGCGGGACGAUACCAACCGAGUUGACAAAUCUCACAUCUCUAGAGGUCCUAAAUGUCUCUUCCAAUCAACUAACAGGAUCAAUUCCUCAAGGGCACCAAUUCAACACAUUUCCAGCUGAAUCCUAUCAUGGAAACCCAGGACUGUGCGGGUUUCCGCUGUCCAAAGCUUGUACUAAUACCAGGGCGUUGCGGAAACUCCCCGUGCUUCCUGAAGGUGGGGUCCAUUCAUUCCGCGUGGAUUUUCUCGAGCCAAGGGCUACGGAAAUAGGAUUAGGAUGUGCCAUCUUCCUCGGACUAAUCAUGAGUAUCUUGAAAAACCUUAUUUCUAUCCGGCGGACAAACAGGAAUUUCAGGAAGAUUGCAAUGAAAGACGUUUCUCCGAUCGGGCCUUGA